CGUAUGGCCUGGGAACGUACUGACGCACGGGAGUUCUCCCCUCUCAUCGCUGUCUCCGUGUUGGUGGGAAGUCUUCGAUUUAUCUCUCCCUCAGUGUAAUUGAAGGGAAGGGUAGGGGAGACAUCGCUGCCGCUGCUUGUCGGCUUUCACUGAGUCUUCAGGAUGUCUGAUAGCGACGGUAGCAACUUCACUGAUGAUGAGAGUUCCCGCAGCAGUGAGGCAGAGGAACAAGAGGAAAUUGAGGAGGAGGAAGAGCAUGCCAGUAGGGGCAGUGAGAAAGCGGAGGGAGAAGGUGAGAUAGAAGAAGCGGAAGAAGCUGAUGAGGAAGAGGAGGAGGAGGAAGAGGAGGAGGAAGAGGAGGAAGAGGAAGAGUAUGAUGAGGAAGAUGAUGAUGACCGACCCAAGAAGAAGCCACGACAUGGAGGAUUCAUCUUGGAUGAAGCUGAUGUGGACGAUGAGUAUGAAGAUGAAGAUCAGUGGGAGGAUGGAGCAGAAGAUAUCCUUGAUAAAGAAGAAAUUGAAGCCUCCAACAUUGACAACCUGGUGCUUGAUGAAGACCACUCCGGAGCAAGACGAUUGCUGAACCAUUGGAGAGACAAAAGAGAAGAGGAACUUGGCGAAUAUUAUAUGAAUAAAUAUGCCAAGCCAACAGCAGGAGAUCAUUUCUAUGGCGCAUCAGAUGAACUCUCAGAUGACAUCACACAGCAGCAGUUACUGCCUGGUGUAAAGGAUCCUAAUUUGUGGACUGUGAAAUGUAAGAUCGGUGAAGAACGAGCAACAGCUAUUUCAUUGAUGAGGAAGUUUGUUGCCUAUCAGUUUACAGAUUCGCCCAUCCAAAUCAAGUCUGUUGUUUCCCCUGAGCACGUGAAGGGGUACAUUUAUGUUGAGGCAUACAAACAGACUCAUGUCAAGCAGGCCAUCGAGGGUGUGGGGAACCUCCGGAUAGGGUACUGGAACCAACAGAUGGUUCCUAUCAAGGAAAUGACAGAUGUGCUGAAGGUGGUGAAGGAGGUGACCAACCUGAAACCGAAAUCCUGGGUUCGUCUGAAAAGAGGUCUGUACAAGGAUGACAUUGCACAGGUGGACUAUGUUGAGCCAAGCCAGAACACCAUUUCUCUGAAACUGAUCCCAAGAAUUGAUUAUGAGCGAAUCAAAGCUCGAAUGAGUUUGAAAGACUGGUUUGCUAAAAGAAAAAGAUUCAAGAGGCCGCUUCAGCGAUUGUUUGAUGCAGAAAAAAUCAGAUCGCUGGGUGGAGACGUGACCACAGAUGGAGACUUUCUUAUAUUCGAGGGCAACCGCUAUAGCAGAAAAGGAUUCUUGUUCAAAAGUUUUGCCAUGUCUGCAGUGAUUACUGAAGGAGUGAAACCCACACUUUCUGAGCUUGAAAAGUUUGAGGACCAACCAGAGGGCAUUGACCUGGAGGUUGUGACUGAAUCAACAGGCAAAGAAAGAGAACACAACCUGCAACCUGGAGAUAAUGUAGAAGUUUGCGAAGGUGAAUUGAUAAACCUGCAGGGUAAAAUCUUGAGUGUGGAGGGCAACAAGAUCACAAUUUUACCCAAACAUGAAGAUCUGAAGGAUCCUUUAGAAUUUCCAGCUCAUGAAUUACGCAAAUACUUCAAAAUGGGAGACCAUGUGAAGGUGAUAGCAGGGCGAUAUGAAGGAGAUACAGGACUGAUUGUGCGAGUGGAAGAGAAUUUUGUCAUUCUUUUUUCGGAUCUAACAAUGCAUGAGCUGAAAGUGCUCCCAAGGGAUUUGCAGCUAUGCUCAGAGACUGCAUCUGGAGUUGAUGCUGGAGGUCAGCAUGAGUGGGGUGAACUGGUCCAACUUGAUCCACAGACUAUGGGAGUCAUUGUCCGGCUGGAGAGGGAGACGUUCCAGGUUCUUAAUAUGUAUGGAAAGGUCAUUACUGUACGGCAUCAGGCAAUAACUCGGAAGAAGGAUAAUCGCUUUGCUGUGGCCUUGGACUCUGAGCAAAACAAUAUUCAUGUGAAAGACAUUGUCAAAGUCAUUGAUGGACCACACUCAGGUCGUGAGGGUGAGAUCAGACACUUGUAUCGUGGCUUCGCAUUUCUACAUUGCAAGAAAUUGGUGGAAAAUGGCGGUAUGUUUGUUUGUAAAACCCGACACUUAGUACUUGCUGGAGGUGCAAAGCCAAGGGAUGUAACAAAUUUCACAGUGAGCGGUUUUGCGCCGAUGAGCCCCCGCAUUAGCAGUCCAAUGCACCCCAGUGGUGGAGCCCCGCGAGGCGGUUUUGGAGGACAAGGGGGAAUGGGCCGUGGUCGAGGUCGUAGAGAUAAUGACCUGAUUGGACAAACGGUUCGCAUUUCACAAGGACCAUAUAAAGGUUACAUAGGUGUGGUAAAGGAUGCGACAGAAUCCACAGCUCGCGUAGAGCUUCAUUCCACCUGCCAGACCAUUUCUGUAGAUCGCCAGCGCCUCACUACAGUGGACUCCAAGAAGAAGGGUGGCUUGACAUCUGCUUACAGUCGUACCCCAAUGUACGGUUCCCAAACCCCAAUGUAUGGAUCAGGAUCUCGGACACCCAUGUAUGGCUCCCAGACACCUUUACAUGAUGGAAGUCGAACUCCACAUUACGGCUCGCAAACUCCAGUUCAUGAUGGGAGCAGGACUCCAGGACAAAGUGGAGCUUGGGAUCCAAAUAAUCCCAACACACCAUCCAGGAAUGAUGAUGAGUAUGAUUUCCCUUACGAUGAUGAGCCCACCCCAUCUCCACAGGCAUAUGGUGGAACACCCAACCCACAAACCCCAGGCUACACGGACGUGCCAUCUCCGCAGGUUAACCCGCAAUAUAACCCUCAAACACCUGGAACACCAGCAAUGUACAGCACAGAUCAGUUUUCUCCAUAUGCGGCUCCAUCUCCUCAAGGAUCUUACCAGCCCAGCCCCAGUCCACAAAGCUAUCACCAGGUCGCACCAAGCCCUGUGGGCUACCAAAAUACUCACUCACCUGCCAGCUAUCACCCAACACCGUCACCAAUGGCAUACCAGGCAAGCCCAAGCCCAAGCCCUGUUGGUUAUAGUCCAAUGACACCCGGGGCCCCGUCGCCUGGUGCAUACAACCCUCAUACACCAGGUUCCAGUAUUGAUCAGGGGUCCAAUGACUGGGUAACGACUGACAUCAUGGUUAAAGUGCGGGACACCUAUUUGGAUGCACAGAUCAUAGCGCAGACUGGAGUAAUCCGCAGCGUGUCGGGUGGCCUUUGCUCCGUGUAUCUGUCUGACACUGACAAAGUAGUCAGCAUCUCGAGUGAACAUCUUGAACCUGUCACCCCUAUGAAAAGUGAUAAGGUGAAGGUGAUUCUAGGUGAAGAUCGGGAAGCCACAGGUAUGCUGCUCAGUAUUGAUGGUGAGGAUGGAAUUGUUCGAAUGGAACUGGAUGACCAGCUAAAGAUUCUCAACCUGAGGUUUCUUGGGAUCCUCAGUGAAGAAGGGGCAUUGAGUGCAACACCCUCUGGCAAAGAUGUAUAUAGUCGAAAGUAAAAUUUCUGUGAAGUUUUUGUUCAGACUUUUAGGUUUCCCUUUUGUGUUCUUGCUUUGAUAAUGUCUUGCUUAUUGUGGCCAGGUGUUAGCAGUGGUUCGUUCAAAAGAUCAAAAACAGCAGCAAACAACUGUUUGAGCAAAAGAAUGAAUGUGGAUUAAUUUGACUACAAAAAGCAAAGGAGGUUCUUUUUUCCUUCUGAAAGUUGUUUGAUGCAAGAAAUGGGUUAUAGAUGCAUUUGUUUUUUUUUAAAUUAAACACAACAUGGAGAAUGAUUUGUGUGUGAACAGGUAACUGAGUUUGUAAAUGUGAGGCUUGGAGGCAGUGAAUACUUUUGUAGCAAUUGAAUAGCACUCCUACGGGAUGAUACUGAAGGCUAUUUUUAUACAAAAAGGUGUUUGUACAGAUGUGAGAAGUCACAUGAAAGAAUAGACUGCUUUGACAAAAAUUACUGCAACUAUUUUUAAAAAAAAAAAAAGCAGCUUGUAAAUUUAUAUUAUUG
Messenger RNA from Rhincodon typus (whale shark), 4004 nucleotides. It is a transcript of the gene supt5h, whose product is annotated as SPT5 homolog, DSIF elongation factor subunit. The transcript is spliced from 30 exons. Gene Ontology annotation, biological process: regulation of transcription by RNA polymerase II; transcription elongation-coupled chromatin remodeling; regulation of DNA-templated transcription elongation. The record is from RefSeq and is a predicted model, not a curated record. Gene Ontology annotation, cellular component: DSIF complex. The coding region runs from base 163 to 3504 and encodes 1113 amino acids. Gene Ontology annotation, molecular function: protein binding; mRNA binding. NCBI's taxonomy places the organism in Eukaryota, Metazoa, Chordata, Chondrichthyes, Orectolobiformes, Rhincodontidae.